This is a messenger RNA of Pisolithus orientalis, 7189 nucleotides long. Its product is annotated as pre-mRNA-processing-splicing factor. The coding region runs from base 39 to 7121 and encodes 2360 amino acids. The record is from RefSeq and is a predicted model, not a curated record. Gene Ontology annotation, molecular function: metallopeptidase activity; protein binding; pre-mRNA intronic binding. The transcript has 22 exons. Gene Ontology annotation, biological process: mRNA splicing, via spliceosome; spliceosomal tri-snRNP complex assembly. Lineage: Eukaryota; Fungi; Basidiomycota; Agaricomycetes; Boletales; Pisolithaceae. Gene Ontology annotation, cellular component: catalytic step 2 spliceosome; U5 snRNP.
GCUCGCAUCUUUCACCGUCGCCCUCAACAUCGACGACGAUGAGCGCAGGCUUUGUUCCCCCGCCACCGGGCAUGCCCCCGCCACCACCCGGGAUGCCACCGCCACCGCCUGGAAUGCCAACGCCACCGCCAGGCUUUGGUCAGGGCUCGGGCUCACGUAUGCCCCCCGAAAUGCUCUCACAGAAGUCUCAGAAGUGGGUUGCGAUGCAGAAGAGGAGGUAUGGCGAGAAACGAAAGGGCGGAUACGUCGAUAUGGGGAAACAGGACUUGCCCCCAGAGCACGUCCGUAAAAUCAUUAAGGACCACGGUGACAUGAGCAACCGCAAAUUCCGAAACGACAAGCGUGUCCAUCUUGGUGCACUCAAGUACGUACCUCACGCAGUCAUGAAGUUGCUGGAGAAUAUUCCUUAUCCAUGGGAGCAAGUUCGUGAGGUCCCCGUGCUAUAUCACAUCACUGGUGCUAUCACCUUCGUGAAUGAAAUCCCCCGUGUCAUCGAACCUGUUUAUCACGCUCAAUGGAGUGCCAUGUGGCUUGCCAUGCGUCGAGAGAAGCGAGACCGUAGACACUUCAAGCGCAUGCGUUUCCCGCCGUUUGACGACGAAGAACCGCCGCUGGACUAUGGUGACAACGUUUUGGAUGUCGAACCAUUGGAAGCCAUUCAGUUGGAACUGGAUACGGAAGACGACGCUGCGAUCAUCGAUUGGUUCUACGACCCCAAGCCGUUGAUCGACACGCCAUCUGUGAACGGGCCAUCCUACCGUUAUUGGUCACUGACCUUGCCCGUCAUGGCUAACUUGUACCGUUUAGGCCGUACUCUCCUGUCGGACCAACCUGACAACAAUUCCGCUUAUCUUUUCGACAAAAAAUCGUUCUUCACCGCCAAGGCAUUAAACAUGGCCAUUCCCGGGGGACCGAAGUUCGAGCCUCUUUAUCGCGACAUGGACUUGUUUGAUGAGGACUGGAACGAGUUCAAUGACAUUAACAAGAUCAUCAUUCGGCAACAGAUUCGCACCGAGUACAAGGUCGCCUUCCCCCAUCUCUACAACUCCCUUCCCCGUUCGGUUCACCUGUCACCGUACCAUCACCCCAAGAAUGUGUACAUCCGUACUGACGACCCUGACCUUCCCGCCUUCUACUUCGACCCACUUAUCAACCCCAUUUCUCUCCGGGGUAUGACGCCUAAGAAUGCACCUCUGGUUUCGCAUGAAGAUGUGAUUUUCGGGCCUAAUGGUGCGGACGACGACGACUUUGAGUUGCCUGAGGAUGUUGAGCCUUUCCUUGCGGAGCAGCCACUCGAAAACGAUUUGGCUGCUGAAGGUAUUGCGCUGUGGUGGGCACCCGAUCCGUAUAACCGCCGUUCGGGACGGACAAGGCGUGCUCAGGACAUUCCUCUCGUCAAGAAUUGGUAUCUGGAGCAUUGUCCUCCAGGCCAACCUGUCAAAGUUCGCGUGUCGUACCAGAAGCUUCUCAAGUGCUUCGUACUCAACGAAUUGAAGAGCCGCCCGGAGAAAGCUAUGACGAGAAAGAAUCUAUUCCGUCAGCUCAAAGCGACGAAGUUCUUCCAAACGACGAGACUGGAUUGGGUAGAAGCGGGCUUGCAAGUCUGCAGGCAAGGCUACAACAUGCUUAAUCUGUUGAUCCAUCGCAAGCCUGUCAAGACGCUGACAACGAAGGAGCGAAAGAAGUCUCGUUUCGGAAAUGCUUUCCAUCUCUGCCGCGAGAUCUUGCGUCUUACCAAGCUUGUCGUUGAUGCCCAUGUCCAAUACCGGCUCGGCAACGUCGAUGCGUUUCAGCUCGCUGAUGCGCUGCAAUAUAUUUUUGGCCACAUCGGUGCAUUGACCGGAAUGUACCGUUACAAGUAUAAGUUGAUGAGACAAGUUCGCAUGACGAAGGACCUCAAGCACUUAAUUUAUUACCGUUUCAACACCGGUCCCGUCGGCAAGGGUCCCGGUUGCGGCUUUUGGGCUCCUGGAUGGCGCGUCUGGCUCUUUUUCAUGCGCGGUAUUGUCCCGCUGCUCGAACGCUGGCUAGGCAAUCUCUUGGCUCGUCAGUUCGAAGGGCGUAAUAGCAAGGGCAUCGCCAAAACUGUUACCAAGCAGCGUGUCGAAUCGCAUUACGAUCUUGAACUGCGUGCGGCAGUUAUGCACGAUAUCCUCGACAUGAUGCCCGAGUCAAUCAAGCAAAACAAAGCGAAGACCAUUUUGCAACAUCUGUCCGAAGCUUGGAGAUGCUGGAAGGCCAACAUCCCUUGGAAAGUUCCAGGAAUGCCGACUGCCAUUGAAAAUAUCAUCCUCCGGUAUGUGAAAAACAAGGCGGACUGGUGGGUCAGUGUAGCCCAUUAUAACCGGGAACGUAUUCGACGUGGUGCAACUGUCGACAAGGCCGUCGUAAAGAAGAACUUGGGGCGUCUCACACGGUUAUACUUGAAGGCUGAACAGGAGAGGCAGCACGGCUACCUGAAGGAUGGUCCAUAUGUUAGUGCAGAAGAGGCUGUCGCCAUCUACACUGCGACCGUCCACUGGCUUGAAAGUCGUAAAUUCGCUCCCAUACCCUUCCCCCCUCUGUCUUACAAGCAUGAUACGAAAUUGCUUGUCUUGGCGCUCGAGAAACUUAAAGAGGCGUACUCGGUCAAGGGCCGUCUCAACCAGUCGCAGCGAGAGGAAUUGGCACUUAUCGAGCAAGCUUACGAUAAUCCUCACGAAUGCAAGUUCCAGUUCAUUUCUUCGUUGCGAUGUCUGUCGCGAAUCAAACGUCUUCUCUUGACGCAACGUGCUUUCAAGGAAGCAGGCAUCGAAUUUUUCGAUACUUACGAUAAGCUCAUCCCGUGUUACGACAUUGAGCCGGUAGAGAAGAUUACCGAUGCGUACCUUGAUCAGUUCUUGUUCUUCGAGGCUGACAAGCGUGGACUUUUCCCUGCAUGGAUCAAGCCUGCAGAUACGGAGCCUCCACCGCUAUUGGUUUACAAGUGGUGCCAGGGUAUCAACAACCUAACGGAUAUUUGGGAGACAAGCGAAGGAGAGUGCGUCGUUAUGAUGGAAACCGUCUUCUCUAGAGUGUAUGAGAAGAUCGACCUAACGCUCCUCAACCGUCUCCUCCGAUUGAUCAUGGACCACAACUUGGCGGACUACAUAACUGCGAAGAACAACACUGUGCUUACCUACAAGGAUAUGGCGCAUACGAACGCCUACGGUCUUAUUCGCGGGUUGCAGUUCUCAGCGUUUGUGUUCCAAUACUACGGGCUCGUCCUUGAUAUUCUCGUCCUCGGCCUGCAGCGAGCCAGUGAGAUGGCCGGGCCGCCUCAAAUGCCAAACAAUUUCUUGCAGUACCGUGAUUCUGCCACCGAAACGCGACAUCCGAUCCGUCUCUACUCUCGCUACGUGGACCGUUUGCACAUUCUCUUCCGCUUCACCGCUGAUGAAGCUCGCGACCUCAUCCAACGUUAUCUCAGCGCCAAUCCCGACCCCACGAACAACAAUGUCAUAGGUUACAACAACAAGCGUUGCUGGCCUCGGGACUGCCGCAUGCGGCUUAUUAAACACGAUGUCAACCUUGGAAGAGCCGUCUUCUGGAACGUCAAACAGAGUCUGCCCAGGUCGCUAACCACCAUUGAAUGGGAAGACACUUUCGUCAGUGUAUACUCUAGAGAGAACCCACAAUUACUCUUCUCGAUGAGUGGUUUCGAGGUUCGGAUACUACCGAAGAUUAGGACGUUGGGCGGAGAGCAGUUCUCGCUGAAGGAUGCGGUUUGGAACCUCACAAAUGAGCAGACCAAAGAGCGUACUGCGCAAGCCUUCCUCCGUGUAUCUGAUGAAGGUAUCCAACAAUUCAACAACCGUAUUCGACAGGUCCUUAUGAGUUCCGGUUCCACAACAUUCUCCAAGAUUGUGAACAAGUGGAAUACUGCGUUGAUCGGUCUGAUGACAUACUACCGUGAAGCUGUCAUCCACACCAACGAGUUGUUGGAUGCCCUUGUCAAGGCUGAGAACAAGAUUCAGACCCGUGUCAAGAUCGGGCUGAACAGUAAGAUGCCUUCACGUUUCCCGCCAGUCGUUUUCUACACGCCGAAGGAGCUUGGUGGUCUCGGUAUGUUGUCGAUGGGUCACGUUCUGAUUCCACAAAGCGACCUGAGGUGGUCGAAGCAAACUGACGUUGGGGUUACUCACUUCCGCGCCGGUAUGUCCCACGAGGAGGACCAACUCAUACCCAACUUGUACCGUUAUCUCCAGCCAUGGGAGGCGGAAUUCCUGGAUUCAGCGCGUGUUUGGUCAGAGUACUCCAUGAAGCGGAAGGAAGCGAACGCUCAAAAUCGUCGUCUUACUCUGGAAGACCUCGAAGAUAGCUGGGACAGAGGUAUCCCCCGUAUCAAUACUCUCUUCCAGAAGGAUCGUCAUACUCUCGCCUAUGAUCGCGGUUGGCGUGUUCGUACAGAUUGGAAGCAAUACCAGCUGCUCAAACACAAUCCAUUCUGGUGGACUUCACAACGGCACGACGGAAAGCUUUGGCAGCUUAACAACUACCGAGUCGAUGUUAUCGCUGCGUUGGGUGGUGUCGAAGGUAUCUUGGAGCACACGUUAUUCAAGGGCACGUAUUUCCCAACUUGGGAGGGUCUCUUCUGGGAGAAGGCAUCGGGUUUCGAAGAGUCCAUGCGGUACAAAAAACUCACGAAUGCUCAACGUUCGGGUUUGAACCAAAUUCCCAACCGUCGGUUCACGCUUUGGUGGAGCCCGACGAUCAACCGAGCAAAUGUCUAUGUCGGUUUCCAGGUCCAACUUGAUCUGACGGGUAUCUUCAUGCACGGCAAGAUCCCCACCCUGAAGAUUAGUUUGAUCCAGAUUUUCCGUGCCCACUUGUGGCAAAAGAUUCACGAGAGUGUCGUCAUGGACUUAUGUCAAGUAUUUGAUCAGGAACUCGAGCCCCUGCAAAUCGAGACGGUGCAAAAAGAAACAAUUCACCCUCGAAAGAGUUACAAGAUGAACUCAUCCUGUGCGGAUAUCUUAUUGUUCUCGGCCUACAAGUGGAACAUAACACGGCCUUCACUCGUGACUGACAACAAGGACGUGUUGGAUGGUACAACGAGCAACAAAUACUGGAUCGACGUUCAGCUUCGCUGGGGUGACUUUGACUCGCACGAUAUCGAGCGUUAUACACGUGCGAAAUUCUUGGACUAUGUAUCUGAUUCUAUGAGUAUCUACCCGUCUCCCACUGGCGUUAUGAUCGGCAUGGACUUGGCGUACAACCUCUGGUCGGCUUAUGGCAACUGGUUCCCUGGCAUGAAACCUUUGAUCCAGCAAGCAAUGACAAAGAUCAUGAAAGCGAACCCCGCCUGCCACGUGCUGCGAGAGCGUAUUCGCAAGGGUCUCCAGCUUUAUUCCUCGGAGCCGACAGAACCCUACUUGAAUAGCCAGAACUACUCCGAAUUGUUUUCGAACCAAAUCAUUUGGUUCGUUGAUGAUACUAACGUCUACCGGGUCACCAUCCACAAGACUUUCGAGGGUAACUUGACCACUAAGCCUAUUAAUGGUGCGAUCUUUAUCUUCAACCCGAGAUCGGGUCAAUUGUUCUUGAAAAUUAUCCACACGAGUGUGUGGGCGGGUCAGAAGCGUCUCGGUCAACUCGCGAAGUGGAAGACUGCCGAGGAAGUUGCUGCCUUGGUUCGCUCAUUGCCCGUCGAAGAGCAGCCCAAACAGGUGAUCGUGACUCGCAAGGGCAUGUUGGAUCCACUCGAGGUCCACUUGCUCGACUUCCCGAAUAUCGUCAUAAAGGGUAGUGAGCUUCAACUUCCGUUCCAGGCUUGCAUGAAGAUGGAGAAGUUCGGUGACCUUAUCCUUCGUGCCACACAACCUCAGAUGGUGCUGUUUAGUUUGUACGAUGACUGGUUGAAAUCGAUCUCAAGUUACACGGCGUUCUCUCGCCUCAUCUUACUACUUCGUGGGCUGCACGUCAAUAACGAGAAAGCCAAGGUCAUUCUCCAUCCAGACAAGAACACCGUUACCGAGCCGCACUUUGUGUGGCCUACACUCACGGAUGAGGAGUGGAUCAAGGUCGAGGUUGCAAUGAAAGACCUUAUCCUAGCUGACUUCGGCAAGCGCAACAACGUCAACAUUGCUUCGUUGACUGCCAGUGAAAUUCGUGACAUCAUUCUCGGCCAGGAGAUUGUCGCACCCUCAGUACAACGACAGCAGAUGGCGGAACUGGAGAAGAGUACCGAAGCACAAGGCCAAGUAACUGCCGUUCAGACUCAAACAAGCAACAUUCACGGCGACACAAUACAAACCGUGACUACAACCAAUUACGAACAACAAGUCUUCAGUAGCAAGUCUGACUGGCGUGUCCGUGCCAUCUCCGCCACCCACCUCCCUCUCCGCUUGCAGCACAUCUACGUGUCCAAUGACGACGUGAAAGAUGACGCCGGAUCCUACACUUACGUCUUACCGAAGAACGUCCUUCGCGCGUUCAUCGCAGCCGCCGACCUCCGGACGCAGGUGGCCGCGUUCAUUUAUGGGGUAUCGCCUCCCGAUAACAAGCAAGUAAAGGAAAUUAAGGCAAUAGCGUGGCCACCUCAACGUGGGAGUAACAAUACUGUUGAGCUUCCGUCACAGCUUCCAAAGGACGACUUCCUACUCAAGGAUCUUGAGCCUCUUGGGUGGAUAAAGACUCAGGCGCUGGAACUCAACCACCUCUCACCUACAGAUGUCACAACUCAUGCCAAGCUGAUGGCUGAGCACUCUGAGUGGGGCCCAUCUUCAAUAUGUGUCACGGCGUCUUUCACGCCAGGUUCGGUUUCAUUGUCAUCGUAUUCUCUUACGAUCCCCGGCUUUGAAUGGGGUCGCAAAAAUGUGGACAACUCUGCCAAUCCGUCAGGCUUCAACCCCAAUAUGUCCGAAAGGGUUCAGCUCCUCUUGUCUGAUCGCAUCUUCGGUAUGACGCUCGUUCCGGAAGGCAAAGUUUGGAACUACGGCAUUGGCCUUACACAGCUUUGGUCAUCCAACUUGCCAUACACCAUGACGCUGGAUACGCCACUGCUGUUCUGGGCUGAAGAACAUCGCCCUGCGGCGUUCUUGACUUUCGCUAGCAUGGAACGUGGAGAUGAUAGUGCUGAUGUAGAAAACAGCUUUGCAUGAUUUCAUUAUUGAUCGCUUUUUGUUAUUGUAGUCGUCAUUGUAACCUAGUUCGCCUACUAGCAAUGUUA